Molecule: messenger RNA, 1338 nt
Organism: Chaetomium fimeti
Lineage: Eukaryota; Fungi; Ascomycota; Sordariomycetes; Sordariales; Chaetomiaceae
Product: major facilitator superfamily domain-containing protein
Exons: 3
Coding region: 1-1338 (445 amino acids)
Biological process (GO): transmembrane transport
Cellular component (GO): membrane
Molecular function (GO): transmembrane transporter activity
Source: RefSeq, a predicted model, not a curated record
AUGCAGUCGAAAGAGCAUGGAAGCAUCGCCAUUUCUGAUUCCCCACCUGAUCCGCCGGCCCCUCCCCGAACGGACGAUGGAGCAGCAAAGGAGAUCGAUGGCCAGGAGAACCACCCAGAAGAGGGCCUAACCAUCCAGCGGCCGAAGGAAGACGCCUUCGCAUGGCUGCAAGUCCUGGGCGCCUUCUGCCUGAAUCUGAACACCUGGGGUCUGAUGAACGCCUUCGGGGUCUUCCAGACUUUUUACCAGCUGGACUUUCUGCGCUCGUACUCGGCGUCGAGCAUCGCAUGGAUCGGGUCGACGCAGGCCUUCCUGCUGUUCCUGGUGUCCCUCGCCGCCGGGCCCAUCUUCGACAGGGGCCACCUAAAGCCCUUGUUAUGCGUCGGCUCCGUGCUGCUGGUGCUAGGCACGUUCCUCACCAGCAUCGGCUCCCAGUACUGGCACGUGUUCCUGGCCCAGGCCGCCAUGACCGGGCUCGGCUUCGGCUGCUUGUACCUGCCCGCUCCCGCCGUGGUGUCCCAGUAUUUCCAUGAGAGCAUCGCGUUGGCGAAUGGCGUCGCCUCUACCGGCAGUGCCGUCGGCGGCGUCAUAUUCCCAAUCGUCUUCACCCGGAUGCAGUUGCAGAUCGGGUUCCCGUGGGCAGUCCGCGUGCUGGGGUUUAUCCUCCUCGGGACCUCGAUCGUAGUGGUAGCGGUGAUGAAACGGAAGACGCCGCCUCCUGCCGCGUCCCGCAGCCUGGUCGACCGCUCCGCGUUCCGGGACGUGCCGUACAUCCUGCUCAACCUGGGCCUCUUCUUCGGCUUCAUGGGCCUCUACGUCGUCUUCAACUACAUCCAGCUGCUGGCGCUCAGCAGGACCGACGUCUCGCCCGCGCUAGCCGACUACCUGCUGGUCAUCAUCAACGCGAGCUCGCUGCCGGGCCGGCUGGUUCCGACCUACUACGCCGACAAGAUCGGCUCGGUCAAUGUGCAGACGGCCGUCGCGCUGGCGAGCGCCGUCCUGACCUUUUCCCUGAUCGCCGCCCGCACGGCGCCGGCCGUCGUCGCCGUGAGCGUGCUGUUUGGCUUUGCGGCCGGCGCCUUCAUGGGCCUGCCCGCGGCCGCGGUAGUGGCUCUGAGUGCCGACAAGUCCAAGAUUGGCACGCGGCUGGGAAUGACGCUCGCGUUUGUGGGGGUUGGCGUUCUGAUCAGCAAUCCCGUUGCCGGCGCCAUCUUGGGCAGCGACGGCAACUGGGUUGGUUUGCUCGCGUGGGCCGGCGCGCUCCUCGCCGCCUCGAGCGUGUCCAUGGCGGCGAGCCGGGUUGUUAAGGUCGGCUUUGGCUUGACGAGAGUGCUGUGA